Messenger RNA from Vicia faba (fava bean), 882 nucleotides. NCBI's taxonomy places the organism in Eukaryota, Viridiplantae, Streptophyta, Magnoliopsida, Fabales, Fabaceae. The record is from the annotation of a GenBank genome assembly.
AUGGACCCAAUGUUUCCCGGCGACACCUCCUCCCCCGCCAUAGACCCAAUGUUCUCCGCCUUCACCCUUCAAUCUCUUCUCACUUUCAACCCUUCCUUCUUCACCGACACUUUUCACACCAUAACAGACGAACCUCAACUCCCUAACCUCCCUCAAUCUGCCGCCGACCAAACUCCAUACCUUAACAACAAAAACAAAAAUGCCCUUGUAGUCCGAAAAACCGAACACCCUCUUAAUCUCCCUCCAUUACAAGAAUAUCUCCCACUUCAACAACAAGCCUUCAACUUCUUCCCCCAGUACUACCCACCCUUCGAAGCUUUUCAUCACCUCCCUCAACUCCAUUCCCUUGAACACUCUAACACAAAACGCCUCCGCCACCUUUUCACAGAGGAAACAACUCCACCACAACAGAAACAACCUCACUUUGUUCGUGGAAAAUCUCCUUCUUUGAUUCCUCAGAGCAAAUUAGCAAGACAGAGAAGACAAACGCUAAGCGAGAAAACACGCUGUUUGCAGAAACUAAUGCCAUGGGAUAAGAAAAUGGAUCAAGCUACCCUUUUCGAAGAAGCUUACAAAUAUGUUAAGUUCUUGCAAGCACAGGUCUCUGCCCUUCAAUCAAUGCCUUUUCAUUCAACCACCACCACCUACAGUGGCGGCGGCGGUGAUGAUAGUGUUUGUGGUGACUUGAAGGGUCUAAACAGAAAGCAGGCUUUGCAGGUUGUGGUGAACUCACCGGUAGCACAAACAAAGCUUUAUUCACAAGGGUACUGUGUUUUCUCAAUGGAACAAAUCUCUUUGCUCAGAAAAUUAUCAGAGAGAAGACAACAACAGCAGCAGAAUAUGUCUGAUAAUGCUUCUUCUUCCAACACUUUCUUUCAGUAA